Molecule: messenger RNA, 3597 nt
Organism: Mauremys mutica (yellowpond turtle)
Lineage: Eukaryota; Metazoa; Chordata; Testudines; Geoemydidae
Gene: CSTPP1
Product: chromosome 4 C11orf49 homolog
Exons: 12
Coding region: 461-1618 (385 amino acids)
Source: RefSeq, a predicted model, not a curated record
UGGGGAGAUGCUGAGCCCCGAACGCCUUUCCCUGCCGGGGCCCGAGUACCUGGAAGCAACUAGACACCUCAAACGAGAUUGGGACCAAUUGUACUAUUCAUGGUAUAAACGCAUAAUAAAAGAUGGUUCCUGCCUGGAAGAGCUCACAUUCUAUAUAGAAAAGAAAGACAGACCAAGAGUGGGAGAAAGGAAAUAUUAUCCCCAUUUUACAGAUAUGGAGCUGAAAUGCAGAGUACGUGACUUGCCCAACGUGACACAGGAAGUCUAUGAUGGAGUUAGGAAUUGAAUCUGGGUCUCUUGAAUCCCAGUCCAGUGCUUUAAUCACAAAGCCAUCUUUCAUCUCAGAGCUGUGGUUGUAUUACUGGAACCACCAUCCCAGCUGGAAAGGUUUGAAGAGAACCUUAAAUAUAGCUGCUACCAUAAGGUCAGGGUUGGACCCCACGUUCUGUGAUGCCACCUGAUGUACUGGGGUUUCACUGAACCCCUCCUGCUCCACCAGCCUGGAUUCCCUCUCCCUGUUUUGCUGAAUUUGGCUCUCCGGCCUCUUGCAGCACACACACACAGGCACGUUGCAGAGUUUCAGUACCUUCGUGUUCCAGUUAUUUCUUCUUACAGACUGGACCCCUGUCUCAGUCUGGAUUCACCCCUUCCUUUCCCUUCAGCUCAGAGACAUGUCCUCACGUACAUGGAGGAUGCAGUGAGCCAGCUGCUGGAGAACAGAGAAGAUAUUAGUCAGUAUGGCAUUGCCAGAUUCUUCACUGAAUAUUUUAACAGUGUGCGUCAAGGAACUCACAUUUUGUUCCGAGAGUUCAGCUUCAUCCAAGCCACACCCCACAACAGGGCAUCCUUCCUACGGACCUUCUGGAGAUGCUUCCGAGCAGUGGGUAAAAACGGAGAUUUGCUGACAGCGAAGGAGUACCACUGUCUGCUGCAGCUGCUCUGCCCUGACUUCCCAAUGGAACUUACUCAGAAGGCAGCAAGGAUUGUGCUCAUGGAUGACGCCAUGGAUUGCUUGAUGUCUUUUUCUGAUUUCCUCUUUGCCUUCCAGAUACAAUUUUACUACUCAGAGUUCCUAGAUAGUGUUGCUGCCAUUUAUCAAGAUCUGUUGACUGGUAAGAAUCCGAACACUGUGAUUGUGCCAACAUCAUCCUCUGGGCAGCACCGUUCACGCCUGGCUCCGAGUGAAUGCAGCCCACUUGAUGGGGUGGAGGCAUCUCUGUUCUACCACUGCCUAGAGUCCCUGUGUGAUAGGUCAAAAUACAGCUGUCCCCCAUCUGCCCUUGUCAAAGAAGUGCUGAGCAGUGUACAGAGACUGACCUUCUAUGGAUUCCUUAUGGCUCUUGCAAAGCAUCAUGGGAUCAACAGAGCCCUAGGGGCUCUGCCAGAUAAAGGAGACCUGCUUCUCGACCCUCCCAUGGAUCAGGAAUUGGAGAAACUACUAUCUCAGGUUUCAGGGCUCUCCAUCUCCACUCCAGCCGGCUCCAGUGGGGACAUUGCCAACCUACCUACUCGCAUCUCCCCAAGAAUCAGCUCCCCCUGGAAACCUCUCCACCACCGCCAGAAAGUGAAUAUAGAGAGCGAUGGCUCCACCGAUGAGACAGAAUCCUCUGAGAACUAAUCCUCCUCCUGGCUCCCCGUAGACUGAUGGGGAUGUGGGGGAACAGCACCUCAUUCCAGAUGCUGAAAAGUGAUGGGCAUUGCCUCUGAAGAUGGAUCUCACCCAUUCUGCAUCUGCAUCUAGGUGCAGGUACAUCCACACCAUUACCAGGACCCCCAAUCCCAUCCCAGCCAAAACAACACCAUUCUCCUAUCUCCUAAUUAGCUGAGGAAUCUCUCAUCUAGGGGCCACUUCCAGCUUUAGAGUUAUGCUGCCCUCUGCUGGCAAAUCAGACAAACCAGUGGAAGAAUGCUCCCGGAAGACCUCUCCACUCAAUCUUCCUCUACUCAAAGAGUGGUAGGAAAUUCUCCUACUGUUGAUCUCACCCUGUUCUCCUACUGUUGAUCUGCAGUUGGACAGGUGCUAGCAACAAUGGGUGUUUUGUUGUGUAACUGCUCAGACCUGGUGUAGACAAUCUGGUGAUUAGAAGCUGGUCUACACUAGUGCUUCUACUAUAAUUACUCCUGGCAGAGCUGCACCUGUGCUAGAACAGUGGGAGAAGUUCCUAAAAUUAGAAAAGACCUAGCUGUUAUCCUCUUCACACCAUCUGUGUUUUCUCCUCAGAGGAGUGUCCAAGAGAUGCCAAAGUAAAAGGACACAAAGUUUCAGUUAACAAGUACUACACCAUUGUAGUACUCAAGUUAUAGUUGGUAAUAUAGAUGUAUGGCUCAUCUGUUGUAUUAGUUUAUCCUCUCGAAGGCCUCUCUCUAGAGUCUGUCUCCCUGGGACCACCCUCUCUAUAAUUACAUCAUCUAGGGAGAAGAACACAGCAUAUAAAUUCCCUGGCCACAGAUCUUGUGGUCCACAAACAUACAGUGUCCUAGCUGCUGUGUUAGAUAGGAUGGAGUGUUGGGGGUGGGGGGAAAGCAAGGGUGAGAGUUAUCUUCACUAAACCUCACUUACCGGUAGUGAGAGUGCAGGCAUUAAUAUAGCAGCAGUGGCGUCAACAUCACUUGAAUUCUGCCCCAAGAAAUAACUCCCCUCCCUUAUGAAUUAUUACUGGAAAAUCAGACUGUUAUGGAACUGUAGCAGUUUGGUAUCCACUGCCCUGGAGGCCUAAAUGGUGGGAGCAGAGUUUGGCGUUUCAUACUUUGCCUUGGUCUGCCCCACAGGCCAGUUGUCUCCACAGGGUUUCACUCUCCUGAUUCUCAGGGAGUCCUUGCCCCUUCCCCUAGGGUUGUGAGGUGCAGAACACCUGGAGCAGUUCAUCUGAGGUUUGGAGCUAAAUUGGGCAAUGCUACGCAGCCAAAAGUUAGGCUCCAUUUAAUGGAACCAGAAUGGACUUGGCCCUACAGCAAUCUGUUAUAAAAAUAAGCUUGCUCAAAUCCUCCCCUGCCUGUGCCCCUGCACCUGCCCCAGCUGAGAAGAGUUAGUAGGUAGGUUAUUAUGUAUUGCAAUUUAUUUUAUUUAAACUGCUGUAACAGUCCUCUCUGUCUUUGAGUAACUACACCAUCCAGGGAAUAAAGCAUAUAGUGCAAGGUGAAAACUAAGUCUGGGGCUCCCACAUCGCUGUGUCAUCUCUGAAGGAGUCAGCACCCUCAAACACAUUAACUGAUGCAGCUCACAGCACGGUGUUUGCUGAACGGAGGAAGGUGUCAGAACACCCAACUAACCUAAGUGACAGUGUAUAACCUGCAAAGUGGCAAUAAAGGAGCCAAUGCGUGUGGAGAUCAUGUUCCCAAGGAGAGCAGAAAAUAUGGGAGGGUGUCCACAUUCCCUGGCUGUGCAGUGUGAACAGUCUUUGGAUUAUUCUCUCUUUGUCAACUCGAUACUAGAGAAGGCCCAUGUCUUUCGCUAUAUUCUGUACUGGAUGAAAUGCACUGACAGCGCUCAAUAAACAUACUUCUGAAUACCAAAACUUUGUUUCAAAAACCAGGUAAAGUUUCUGAGAACAAUGUAUUUACCAACUACGUAUAAACCGCACACAGUUAAAGCAAGGA